CUUCCAACGAUUUUUAUUGUUAUUUUCAUAUAAGGACCGUCAGCAUACAGUAGUGGGAUAUGCAGCCAACGCCUAUAACGGCAGCGCCAGAAGUGCUGGAUUACUUUCGAGAAGAAUUAUCAGUACAAACAUGCAUGCGAAGUAGCACAUUGUCUUUCAUGAAGGGCUUUAUGCUUGGUCAACUCUCAGUCAUUGUCGUGAUUGUACUGGCGUUACGCUAUUUAUUAAUGGAAGAUGUCAAGCGCGUCAAAAAGAUAUAUCCCUUCACGGUUAUCGACAUCCCCACCUUCUCGGGCGAAUGCUGCCGCGGCAGGCCAAUUACCGGCAGCAUACAUUACCUCAAAAACGUACUACGAUGUCAUUCACCACCCACCAGAAAGCACAGACUGGCUUAACGUACUUUUGGCACAAGCUCUGAUGGCAUAUCGAGACGACGCAACUAUUAACAACAGACUGAUAUUAGCUGUGGAUGAAGUGUUAAAUGGUGGCGUUCGGCCUAAUUUCGUCGGACCUAUUCAUGUCACUGAACUCAAGUUGGGUGAAGAAUUUCCGAUUUUCAGCAGCGCUCGUAUACGACCAUCCGAUGACAUUGGUUCCAUGAGAGCUGAAAUCGAUUUUGAGUAUAAUGAUCAAAUCACACUGGGGAUGGAAACACAACUUAUCCUCAACUGGCCCAAGCAAGCUUUUGCCGCAUUACCCGUGUCGCUCCUCUUGUCCGUUGUUCGGUUCUCUGGAACGCUGACCAUUGAACUGAUCAAUCCGCCUGAAACUACCACAAAACCAGAACGACCGCUCGAACGCUAUAUCGCCAUUUCUUCCUAUUCCGACUUUGUACUCGACUUUAAUGUACGCUCCUUGAUCGGUUCACGGACAAAGCUCGAAGACCUUCCAAAGCUGACAGAUUUGAUCACUACCAAACUACGGAAUGUUUAUAUUGAUAAAUUGGUGUAUCCAAUGUUUGUCAAGGUCAAGGUGCCGAAAAUGUGGGAAGAACGGGAUAAAAAGACACAGCAGCAACAACAGCAGGAGGAGCAGGAAGAACCCAAGACGACGCCUCCUCAAUAGGGUUAAAAACAAAAGCGAAAGAGAAAAUGGAGGAACUAGUAGAAGAUAUUAAAGAAGCAUGAUUUACGAUAUCCAUCUUACU
Zychaea mexicana is the source of this 1147-nucleotide messenger RNA. RefSeq lists its product as uncharacterized. Gene Ontology annotation, biological process: phospholipid transport; mitochondrion organization. NCBI's taxonomy places the organism in Eukaryota, Fungi, Mucoromycota, Mucoromycetes, Mucorales, Lichtheimiaceae. Gene Ontology annotation, molecular function: lipid binding. The coding region runs from base 235 to 1065 and encodes 276 amino acids. The transcript has 6 exons. Gene Ontology annotation, cellular component: endoplasmic reticulum; ERMES complex. The record is from RefSeq and is a predicted model, not a curated record.